Messenger RNA from Thamnophis elegans (Western terrestrial garter snake), 2206 nucleotides. RefSeq names its product sphingosine-1-phosphate receptor 4 (gene S1PR4). Bases 444 to 1772 code for a protein of 442 amino acids. Gene Ontology annotation, cellular component: membrane. The transcript has 2 exons. The record is from RefSeq and is a predicted model, not a curated record. Gene Ontology annotation, molecular function: sphingosine-1-phosphate receptor activity. Gene Ontology annotation, biological process: G protein-coupled receptor signaling pathway. Lineage: Eukaryota; Metazoa; Chordata; Lepidosauria; Squamata; Natricidae.
GAUCACCACACAUGACUCUUGAAAGGAUCACCAGAUGAAUCACAGCACUGAGCAGUUGCUGGUGAAGUGGAUUCGAUUUUGAGCAGUUUCAAACCAGGCUUCGUAUCUGCAGUCCGUGGGCGCCUCUAUCAGGAAUUCUCCUGCAACCCGGGGUGAAGAAUUUGAAGGCAGCGGCUGCUAUUGUUGGCACACCGGUUCCUCGCCGGAGAUGCUCGACUGGUCUUUGCACCUUCCGAUCCAGUUCAGCUUCUCGGAAGCCGGAUUCGGACACCUGGGUUUUGCAACCUGCGUGCGGCUGCUGUCCUGAAAGGUGCUCUCGUUUUCCUCCUCUGGUAAAGACGGAGAACACAGCUGGUGUCCUCGCUGCGCCUUUCCAACCACAAACCCAGCUGCGUUGCCCGUUGCGAUUCCUGGUUUGAAGGAAGGUUUCUUUUCUCCACAACAUGACGGACCGAAGCCAGCUGUCCUCCUUCUCCUCCUCCUCCUCCUCCUCCUCCUCCUCCUCCUCCACUUCCUCCUUCUCCUCCUCUUCUUCCUUCUCCUCCUCCCUUCCUUCUUCCUCCCCUACUUCUGCCUUCAAGCCCCCUCUUGACUCCGUCCGUGGCAAGCAGUCCUGUUCCCUCCUGACCGCCACCGAGGACUUCAACAUCAUUCUCUACCAUUACAACCUCACUGGACGGCUGAGCCACCGGCGUCCCGAGGAAGACCGCCUCGACGUCCUCAAGAUCAUCAUCAUUGCCGCCAGCUGCCUCAUCAUUUUGGAGAACCUGGUGGUCCUGCUGGCCAUCGUCCUGAAGGUGAGAAGCCGGCGUUGGAUCUUCACCUGCCUGGCCAGCAUCUCCUCCAGCGACCUCCUGGCCGGCAUCGCUUACUUGAUCAACCUCUGCUUGUCGGGCCGGAAGACCUUCCAGCUGUAUCCCUACAUGUGGUUUCUCCGCGAAGGGAUCCUUUUCAUCGCCUUGGCGGCCUCUACCUUCAGCCUGCUGGUGACGGCCAUCGAGCGCUUCAGUGUGAUGGUGAGGCCCAUCGCGGAAAGCGAGUCCGUCAAGACCAACCGCCUCCGGAACUGCAUCUUCUUCUCCUGGUUCCUGGCCUUCGUGAUUGGCCUGCUUCCGUUGCUCGGCUGGAACUGCAUUUGUGAUGUGCCGCACUGCUCCACCUUGCUGCCGCUUUACGCCAAGAAUUACAUCCUUUUUAUCGUCGUCCUGUUCAGCAUCAUCCUGGUGGGCGUGGUGAGCCUCUAUUGCUCCAUCUACUGCUGGGUCGGCCGAAGGGUCAAACUGGGCUUCUCCAGCGGCGGCCCAAAGAGGUCCCUGCGGCUGCUGAAGACAGUGCUCAUCAUCCUCUUAACCUUCCUGGUCUGCUGGAUCCCUCUCUUCCUGCUGCUGCUGAUCGACAUCUUCAACGGGAGCAAAGCGCUGAGGCUUCAGAAGAUGUUUGGCUGGUUCGUGACCUUGGCCGUCCUCAACUCCUUCAUCAACCCCAUCAUCUACUCUUUGAAAAGCAAAGAGGUGAGGAGGGCUGUGGGGGAGCUCCUCUGCUGCUGCUGCAUCUCGGCCGGGUGGCAAGGCCCCCGCGGCUGCCUUGCCCCCAGCGACCACCUCCGCAGCUCGUCCACGGAGGUGGGGAGUUCCUUGAAGGUGCGCGAGAGCUUCCGCAGCCCGCCGAUUGAGAAACGGACUGCCAGGAAAGAGCCUCUCUCCAGCAACUCCAGCGUAUUGAGUGCAUUGGUGGUCAGUGAUGGCCGUGGCCAACCUUACCAGCAAGGUUAGAAAAUGGGUCUUCUGCAACGUACAGAGACCUUUGAAUGGCUGGUGCCCGAUGGGGGACUUGCUCGGUCCAUUGCCCUCUCGAUGACCGGUGGUCAGCCACGGCCUGAAAUGCAAAGGUCGUCCUGUUCCAAGCAGGUCUUCCUUGGGCAACCUCAAUUGCACACGUUCUGAAGAGGUUCCUUGUUCUCAACUUUCCUGGCUGAUGUCAUGCCUUCCUUCCCUUUCAUCCUGCUCUUCGGUCUUGACUUUUGACGAAACCCUUCCUUUUCACCGGCCGAUUUCUUGCAGGACUCGGUGCCUCUGUAGGAAUGGAACUGAAUCUCAAAAGCUGGACCGGCAUAUUUUAUGACUAAGGUACAGGUUCCCCUCGCACAUAUAUAUGCUAGUCUUUCAUGACUCUGGAAAACAGUGCUCAUCUCCAUUGCAAAGCCGAA